Molecule: messenger RNA, 2243 nt
Organism: Pantherophis guttatus
Lineage: Eukaryota; Metazoa; Chordata; Lepidosauria; Squamata; Colubridae
Gene: EPHX3
Product: epoxide hydrolase 3
Molecular function (GO): catalytic activity
Source: RefSeq, a predicted model, not a curated record
GCUCUUGGAAGGGCGAGCCUGCGGCUUUAAAAAACAACAACCGCUUCUCGCUCCGAUCUCUGGCUUCUUGUAGCAGCCGAGCCCCUCCAUUCCACCCCCAGUUGGGCUCUGGAGACGAGAUCCAGGCCCGGCCGCCAUCUCCGAUCUUCCCCGGAGCAGCGACCAACUCGCUGCCUUUGCCAACUUCGGCGGCGGCCGGGCGGAGCCUGUGUCGGCGGCGGAGGAUGCCCGCCGGUGGGCGCUCUCCCCGCCCUCGCCAGCGCGCAGAAACAGCGGCAGCCUUCGCUUGGUGGGGCGGAGCUGCGAAGUUGGCUUUAAACGGAGGAAACGCGGCGCUUCCGUUUCUCCGAAGGUCGGAGCUGGGAUUUGGGGCGACGUCGGAGCUUUGGGCAUUUGAGCGCUGUUGCGGUUUGUGCGGGAUUACACCCAAAAAAUGGUAUCUCUCUAUCGCUCCUUACUGGUGCCCACUCGCAUAAUGCUGAAGGCCUCCAACAUUGUGAUGCAGUUGACCUUGUAUGGUGCUGGUUAUAUUGCUGCUCUUUUCUACUCCGUGUGGGUGUUCAGGCUGAUACUUACUAAGGGCCCAUGUCGGGUGUUCCAGAAAACUGAGAGGCUCCCACCGAAGAUCCUGACUGAUUCCUGUUAUGGUGAACACAAGUAUCUGAUCCUCAAGUCAGGGAUACGCCUCCACUACGUUACAGCUGGCAAAGAAGGGGCCUGCCUGAUGCUUUUUUUGCAUGGAUUUCCCCAGAACUGGUUUUUAUGGCGCCAUCAACUGAAGGAGUUCAGCCAAGCCUUUAAGGUGGUGGCACUUGACAUGAAAGGCUAUGGCCUUUCUGAUGCACCACUGGCUUGGGAGUGCUAUCAAAGGGAUAUUAUUCUGGAAGACAUACAAGAUGUCAUCGAAGCCCUGGGCUCCAGUGAAAAAGAUGGGGAUCCCAAGUGCAUCCUGGUAGGUCAUAACUGGGGAGCAGCAAUUGCGUGUGAAUUUGCAGCCAAUUAUCCUAGCAUGGUGGAGAAGCUGAUUUUUAUGAAUGGUAUUCCAGCACAUGUUCUCUUCGAGUAUUUCCCCAAAAAUCUCACCCAAAUUAUUAAAUCCAUGUACAUAUUCCUGUUCCAACUACCAAAGAUACCGGAAUGGUUCUGCUCCUUGGAUGACUUCCAUAUAAUAAAAGAGGGAAUAACAAGCAAGAAGACAAGAAUCCAGAAUGUUGAUUCACAGCAGAGGAAUUACAGCCUUACUCUGUAUAAUUUCUCAAGGCCUAAUGCCUUAACUCCACCAAUUAACUACUACAGGAAUAUUCUCAGCUGGAUACCACCAAAGCACAAAGAUAUUUUGGUGCCCACUCUGCUGCUCUGGGGGCAGAAGGAUGCAUACAUGGAAGAAGGGCUGGUGAAUCAGAUACUGCCCUAUCUCCAAGGCAGCUAUCACAUACAUUACUUCCCAGACGCGAGCCAUUGGCUACCUGAGGAGCAGCCUGAAAAGGUCAAUCAAGUGAUAUGGGAUUUCCUUCAAGGGAAGAAAAGUGAUAAAGAGCUAAAGUAAAGAGCUAAAGUUCUGUAAAGUAAAGGCAUCUGUACUACUUGGCAUGAAGAAAUAGCAGCCACUUGGCUUGGCUCUGGAUUUCUGAUCCUUGCUUUGUGUGUGAUGUCUGCAUUAUAUUGGAAUCCAAGUCUCAGAUAGCAUUAAUUGGCAUUUCCCCAGGCGCCAUUUCCUUUUUUGCACAGCCAUAAGGUUAAAAUACAAUAGAAAAACAAGUCUCAGCUAUAUUUGUUGAUGUGCCUUGCUGUGGCCAAGUCUUGAGCUCUUCCUUACUACCUAAGAUCGAAAGACAAAAAGUUGUUGGCUUGAAUCAUAUUGAAAUCAAAGUUCUCAUGACGAAGUCAGCCUCUUGUUGAACUAUGAACCUGGGAUGUACUAUCAUGCCUCAUGAAGAAUUUGCUUCAUGACCAAUGAAGGACUUAGGGGAAUGACUGCUGGCAGAUAUCCUAAACUUACCUGAGAGCUUAUUUGCAAAAAUAUUGGACACUUCAUUACUCUAAACGGAGAAAGAACAAAGACUGCUUCUGUAGUAGGAAAUGUCAAAUAUACCAUAUAUACGAUAAAUUGGGAGGAAAAAGACCAUUCAGUAUGUAAAAGGAUGAUGAUGUGUGUAUUUUAAUGUAAUAUAAGUGCUCCCUAUGCAAGAUUUGGAUAAUAUAAUUGUUGCCUGCAAUUGUGAUAAAAGAUUUUGGGUCAUAGA